CGGCCUUGCGAGCGGAAUUGGGAUCUUCAACGGCGAAAGUGCUCAAAUGCAUAAUCGCUCGAAAUAAAAAAAGAAAGGGUGGCCGAUGGGUCGGGCCUAAUCAAUGAUGACUGGUUCUAAAUUGACCGGGCGCGGCCUGUGCGCCAGUAGCUGGAACGGGCCCUCUGAGCAAGCCCACCACUAUUCGAUGCAACACAUGGCAUUUUAUAUAGUUUGAUGGCGGUGGAUACUCUCUUGCCGUCCAGGGUAAUUUUUGCCGGCUGUGAAAUGGUCCUCGGUCGGGUGGUUUUUUUUUGGAUCAUUUCUUGGUUCGUGAUAUGGAACUUCAGGGCCCAGGAAUUGGCAAUACGGAAAUGUGCACUCCAGGCAACAACUCUGGAUGACACCAAAAUGAAAGCGACCAAGUCCACCAGAAUUUACUUGCCGCAUGGAAUUGCAAAUGCGAGACUCUCUUGUAAGUACCGUUCAGUUCACCUGGCAAGGUUCGUGUAUGUUGGUCCACGGCCCACCGCCAUGCGCCCUCGCCGUAGCAGACAGUGGUUCCAAUAUAGAGUAUGUAAUUUGUAGCUACCAAAAUAAUUCCCACGCCAGAGCGUCUCUGUGCUCUGACUGCUGUCUCUGGCCCAUAUCAGACGAUCCUUGUCUCUGGCCCAUAUCAGACGAUCCUACCAAAUA
This is a messenger RNA of Metschnikowia bicuspidata var. bicuspidata NRRL YB-4993, 675 nucleotides long. RefSeq lists its product as uncharacterized. The record is from RefSeq and is a predicted model, not a curated record. The coding region runs from base 217 to 567 and encodes 116 amino acids. The transcript has a single exon. NCBI's taxonomy places the organism in Eukaryota, Fungi, Ascomycota, Pichiomycetes, Serinales, Metschnikowiaceae.